Messenger RNA from Leptosomus discolor (cuckoo roller), 687 nucleotides. The record is from RefSeq and is a predicted model, not a curated record. Lineage: Eukaryota; Metazoa; Chordata; Aves; Leptosomiformes; Leptosomidae.
AUGGCGGAGAGUCAGUCAGCGGCCGGGCAGGGGGAAUCUGCGUCCCUGGGUGGCUCUGGGGUCUCCGGUUCGGAGUCUGAAAACCGGCGGCGGCUGAGUGAGCUGCGCGUGAUAGACUUGCGGGCUGAGCUCAAGCGGCGCAAUUUGGACAGCGGUGGAAACAAGAGCGUCCUCAUGGAGCGACUCAGGAAGGCUAUUGAGGAGGAAGGGGGGAAUCCUGAUGAAAUGCCAGUGGUUUCAGAAAAUAUCAUGAAGAAAACUCCAAAAAGAAGCAGCAAAGGACGUAGACCAGAUGAAGAGGGAGUAGACGAUAACGGCCUGGAAGAAGAUUCGGGAGACGGACAGGAGGAUAUUGAAGCAAGUUUGGAUAACUUGCAGGAUAUUGACAUGAUGGAUAUUAGUGUGUUAGAUGAAGCUGAAAUAGAUAAUGGCAAUGCAGUAGAUUGCGGAGAGGAUUACAGUGCUGAUAAUAUUCUUGACUCACUGUCUGAUAGUAAAGAAAAUGCUGAUGCAGAAGUGAAAGAACUUACAGAUCAGCCUACAGAAUAUGCUGUAGGUAACUUGGAGGCAUCCCCACAAUUUUCAGAAAUUAAAGAAGAAUCAAGAGAAAUACCAGUAGUGAUGGUAGAGGUUGAAGAUGUUGGAAACAGUUUAGAUGCUUCUUCAUCUGAUUUAGCCAUAAUAAAG